AUGAUGACCGCCAAGGCGGCGGACAAGAUCCCGGUGACCCUCGGCGGGUUCGUGCACCAGCUCCCCGAGGGCAUUUACCCCGCGGAUGACAUCUCCGCCGCGCUGCCAACUUCGGUCGCGAUCUUCCCCAAUGCCGACCUGGCGGGGCCGUUCGACCAGAUGAGCGGGGUGGCUGCAGACGGCAUGAUCAACGUGGACAUGGGCGACAAGAGGGCCCUGGACCUGCCCUACGGCGGCGGCUUCGCGUCCGGCGCCCCGGCCUCCCGCAACCAGACCUUCACCUACAUGGGCAAAUUCUCCAUCGACCCGCAGUACCCCGGCGCCGGCUGCUACCCCGAGGGCAUCAUCAACAUCGUGAGCGCGGGCAUCCUGCAGGGGGUCAGCGCGCCCUCCUCCGCCGCCUCCUCCGCCUCCUCCGCCGCCUCCUCCGCCUCCUCCUCGGCCACCGCCGCCUCCGCCGCCUCCGCCUCCCCCAACCCGCUGGCCGGGGCCCUGGGCUGCACCAUGGCGCAGGGCCAGCCGGCCGACCUGGAGCACCUCUACUCGCCGCCGCCGCCGCCCUACUCGGGCUGCGGCGAGCUGUACCCGCAGGACCCCUCCUCGGCCUUCCUGCCCGCCGCCGGCGGCGGGGCGCUGCCGUUCCCCCCGCCGCCCUCCUACCCCUCCCCGAAGGCGGCGGCGGCCGACGGCGGGCUCUUCACCAUGAUCCCCGAGUACGGCGGCUUCUUCCCGCCGCCCCAGUGCCAGCGGGAGCUGCACGCCGGCCCCGACCGCAAGCCCUUCCCCUGCCCACUCGACUCACUCCGCGUCCCGCCGCCCCUCACGCCGCUCUCCACCAUCCGCAACUUCACCAUGGGGGCGCCCCCGGCGGGCGCCGCCCCCGGCAGCGCCCCCGGCGGCGCCCCCGGCCCCGGCGGCGGCGGUCCCGGCCCCGGCGGGGGAGCGGAGGGCGCCCGGCUGCCCGGCGGCGCCUACAGCCCGCACCACCUGCCGCUGCGGCCCAUCCUGCGGCCCCGCAAGUACCCCAACCGGCCCAGCAAGACGCCGGUGCACGAGCGGCCCUACCCCUGCCCCGCAGAGGGCUGCGACCGCCGCUUCUCCCGCUCCGACGAGCUCACCCGCCACAUCCGCAUCCACACGGGCCACAAGCCCUUCCAGUGCCGCAUCUGCAUGCGCAACUUCAGCCGCAGCGACCACCUCACCACCCACAUCCGCACGCACACCGGCGAGAAGCCCUUCGCCUGCGACUUCUGCGGCAGGAAGUUCGCCCGCUCCGACGAGAGGAAGCGGCACACCAAGAUCCACCUGCGCCAGAAGGAGCGCAAGGGAGCGGGAGCCGCCGGGGCCGGGGCCGGGGCCGGGGCCGGGUGCCCGCAGCCCGGCGGUGGGAGCGGGGCCGCCCUGGCCCCCUGCGCGGCGCGGACGCGGACGCCCUGA
Messenger RNA from Cygnus atratus (black swan), 1437 nucleotides. RefSeq names its product early growth response 2 (gene EGR2). The coding region runs from base 1 to 1437 and encodes 478 amino acids. Gene Ontology annotation, biological process: regulation of transcription by RNA polymerase II. The transcript is spliced from 2 exons. Gene Ontology annotation, molecular function: RNA polymerase II cis-regulatory region sequence-specific DNA binding; DNA-binding transcription factor activity, RNA polymerase II-specific. The record is from RefSeq and is a predicted model, not a curated record. Lineage: Eukaryota; Metazoa; Chordata; Aves; Anseriformes; Anatidae.